UGUACAGUUAUACAUCCGGGAAUUCGGGGUUACAACGACAAAAUGGCGGCAUCAAAUGCACUCACGGAUCGGGAACUUCGAGCAGAGUUGAAGCGUUUGGGCUUCAGUGCUGGCCCUGUGACAGACUCCACCCGUCAAGUUUACUUGAAGAAGUUAGAGAAACUCCAAGCUGAGGCGAGAUUGAAAACAACCACGCCAAAACCGCCCACACCAGGUCGCAAGUUGCUUGGGUUCAGCUCUGACGAAAGUGAUGUCGAGUCAUCAGCGGCAGCGGGUAGCCGACGUCGCUCCAUGCCCAGCCAAAGCAAAUCUUUACGGCGAAGAAGCACUAAGGCAAAGCCACAGACAUCGUAUAACGGGACAGCAGACGAACACGUUGAUUUACUCUCAAAGCAGCCUUCCUUGAUUAGUUCACGGUUAAAUGCUAGUACCAAAUCGAAGAGAUAUUCCACUGGUACGUUACCGAGUGCGAGAUCAUCACUCGCCCGUUCAGACACGGGGAACAAGUCGAGGGCAGCAGGAGACAUAUCUGGAGGUCGCCGUCAGCAGGCAGAUCGAGUCGCCAUUACUGAGUCCUUACUAAUGCCUAAGAAUGACGAUUUUUCAGACUCUGAUGUGGAUGGAAAUGAUCAAAAUGAUGACGAGGAAGAUAUGGAAAUUGACACAGACAACACGAAUCACGCUACAGGAAGAAGAAAUACUUCAAACAGUAAAGAAAGUUAUGAGUCUGCACACACAACAAACCCUUUGAUGAACCAAACAUACACAAAAGAUCAUGGAGCAAGCAGUUUAUCAGUAACUGGUAGGCCAUCUUCUGGUCUGUGGUGGUCCACAACAAAACCCUCUCCACGGCGAAGUCUCCCCACAUCAACACCACGGACCAGCACUCCUCGUAAAUCUCACAAUCGUCUUCGUCUGUCAGAUGCAUAUGAUGAUGAAGUGGAUGCAAGUAAAUUAAGUGCCACCCAAAACAACAGUAAUGCUCUUGCCCCAGCCUCAAGAAAUAAUCUCAACUCUCAACAAAUUCCCAUCCACGAUCACAGUACACCAAGUUCAAGCAAAUCUAACAACAUGUCUAACAAAACUACUUCCAAAACACCAGGUUUUACAUUUCUGAAUUCAAAAUCAAACCAUACAUCUGGAACUCAUUCAUUGGCAGCUCAGCCAGGCAGCUCACAAUCAGCUAGCAAGUCGCCAAGUUCCAGUUUCCCAGAAGAGGAAGAAAAUCUGUAUGAGGAGUUUGCAACUGAGGACCAUUCUGCCUCCAGCCUUGGGGCCAGGAUUGGCCACUAUGUUCCAAUGAUUCUGCUGUCAUGUGCCUUUCUUUUCUUCAUUGUGUUAGCAACAGUGUACAUGAAUGUUGGCAAUGGAAAUCUUGCAGAUAUAAAGUACAUCAGUGACAAUAGCAGAAGUGACACGAAUCUGUUCCCAUCAGAAGAAACUCGGCAUGUUCAGGCUAUGAGGAUCGUGCAGUCUUUGUAUGACAAGUUAUCGGAGGUAGCAGGAAAAUACGAGUGUGGAUCACAAGAUGUCACAAGCAGAAACAUGUCAUUUGCAGAGGUGCAGGCUUUCCUGAAGUAUGAAUUUAAAGAGGAUAUUGAUGCCAAAAAGGACUGGUUAUCAUACCAUCUGAAGAAUGCCCUACAGAAGAUAAUCAACAAUUCUCACUGGGGUCUGAGGCUAUAUGAUGAGAGUGGUAAGGAACUACAUGUGGCAGAUUCUGCUGACCAGGUUGUAGAUGCUGUGAAGUUGGAGAAGCAGACUGUAUGGUUAGAAUCAGAACAUGUCAACAUGUCAUGGCUGUGUAGGGUCCAACGCUCAGCCGUCUUGGUUCUCUUCAGACUGUUUCUGUUUUGUAUUGUGGUGCUGUGUCUGUUGUUGUUGUACAAGUACAUUAUGUAUAGAAUCAGACGAGAGAAGGAGGACAAGAGGCAGGUUCAUCAGCUAGUAGAUGCCAUCACAGAGAUGCUGGCAAGUCACCACAAGGCCUGCAGUAAAGACAAGAGCUUGUCACCAUACCUUGCCAUACCACACGUCAGAGACACCCUGAUACCACUCAAGCACAGAAAGGAGAGGCAACAUUUGUGGGAGCGUGCUGUGCAUUUCAUCAACACCAAUGAGUCUAGAGUGCGUGUGGAGACACAGCAAGUAUCUGGUGAGGAGUUCCCUGUCUGGAGAUGGAUGUUACCCUCACCAGUCAUCUCAUCGUUCACACCCAUGACAGAAUUGGAGUUGAACCCUAACAGAGUGAAAGUAUGGCAAGGAACGGCCUUUGACAACCUGGAUACAGCCAUCAAGGUGCCCCGGUUCACCCCAACACCAUGCCUCAAGAUCAGGAACAUGUUUGAUCCUACACUGGAAUCAGAUGGCGAUUGGCAUGUGGCAAUAGAAGAUGCCAUACUGGAACGAUGUGGUGACAAUGGGGGCAUUGUUCACGUUGCUGUGGACAGAACUUCAAGAGAGGGAUGUGUAUAUGUUAAAUGUGCCACACCAGAAAGUGCAGGCUGUGCAUACAGAGCAUUACAAGGAAGUUGGUUUGAUGGUAAACUUGUAACAGUGAAGUACCUCAGAUUAGAUCGUUAUCAUCAGCGGUUCCCAUUCGCCACUAGCUACAACACACCAAUUCGGCCUUCCAACAAUCUGAAGAAAUCCCUGUCCCAUUCAAACCAGUCCCCUGGACUGGAGGCUUCAUAGAGUCAAAGGUCACCAAGGUCAAAGGUCAUCCAAGGUCAUCUUUUGGACAGGCCAGUCAUUAAUAUUGCUUGAGUGGAAGUCUAUACUCCCUCUUACAUUUAAUCUUUGAGGUCACAGGUCACUUGUCCUUUGUUCUUAGAAUUUUUCGAAUAGUCAGACUGCAUCUGUAUAUUCAGUUCCAUCGAUCAAAUACCUUCCCUUAUGGUAUGUAUCCAUCAUUUAUUAGAGUUGUUCUACCAGAAGGUAUAUCCCCUAUGGGGUCUCUUGGCAGCAUCUUCACCUGAUGCUGAUUUCAAAGAUUGUAUUCUUAUGUCACCUGACAGGCUACAAAGUGGACCUAGCUCUAUAAUGGAUGGCCCUCACUGACACCUGACUACAAUCAUAAAGUAUGUCUAAAGCCUGGUUCAUACUCUGUGCGAAAGCGAACGCGAAUUUGUGACGUCAUGGCAAGAACAUAUUUCAACUCGGGUGAAUUUUGCAGCGAAUGUUUCAUGACGUCAAAUUCGAUUCGCUUUCGCAUGAAGUAUGAACCGGCCUUAAGUCCUACAACUUGUCAGUUGAUGUUUAUGUACAUGGCUUGAUUCUUUAAAGAGGAAGUUGGACUGAACUUGGCGACUUGUGACUUGUGACAGGAUUGUGAUAUCAAGAGUUAAUGUUUGGUGUAAAAAUAUCAAGUGUUUUGUCUGACUCGUAAGCACUGAGGAUGUUGUCAAAGGGUUGAGGUUGCUGUCAGGCCAACAGAGAUAGUGGAUUGUACGGUGCUGGUCAUUUGCGCAGUGAAUAAAUACUGAGCAGAAUUAAUAUCUUUGAAAGUACUUGUAAUCAUCAAGAAAGUGAAAUAAAAUAUCUAAAGGCAUUUCAGUGUCACAUGUAUAGUUUGCCAGCAGACACUGGCAUUGCCAGUAAACUGGGUAAUUUUGAAUAGGGGAACAGCCUCACUACAGUGGGCACUCUGAGUGAAUUAAAAAGGGAUGUUUAUAAUCGUAAACCACUUGCAUUUUGGCUUGAUAUUUGGUUUACAUUCACCAUUUACAUUUGAAGGAUGAUACUUCCACAGGAUGCAUAUGUUUAGCGUUACAAAGAGUGCAGCAAAAUGGCUGGUUCCCAGACCCACUGUAAUAUGCUAGACUUCUGAGAAGAGAGCACUCAGCAGAAACCAGUCUAGAAGUGCGAAUGAUUACCGAGCGCAUGCACUCAUACUAUAUCCACAUUGACAGAAUGAUGCUGUCAUGUAUGUGGAGCACAGUGGAGGUUCUUUUGCGCAGCCUGUAACUUUGCACAAACCAAUAUCAAUCAGAUCAACUGGCACCCGCUGGUUUGAAAUAUAAACGUGCAUUGUUUUAUUUCAAGUGUAGGCAGUUAUUUCUGCAGCGAAAGAGUUUACAAGUUUUGUCAAGACGAGGGCAUGCUUGAAGUUCUGCAGGAGUGUACUCGUGGGUUUAAUUGUCAGAUUGGUAUUUUUUCAAAUUUGUUCACUUCUGUAAAUUUCCGUUUGAAUUGAUGGUCUGACUGAUUAAGAAAAUAGUUGUGUAAAUGUUUGUAUAUAGUUUUUUGUAUCUUUAAACUAAAUCUACUCUCUUUGUGGACUGUAAGUUGCUCAUUAAUGUAGUCAGAUCCUUUUUUUUUCCAAGUCACAAGUAUACUGAAAAAAAAAAGUGGUUCCCAUGUAGUGGUAAACAAGUUUUGGCACCAAAGCUGUGUUGAACAAUUACCUGGAAGUGCUAGGAAUAUGAGAGGUCAGACUUGUAUUUUGGUGUAAGUCCAAGUGCUUGUGAAAAUAUGUGAACAUUUUCAGCAUGCCUUCUUAUUCAAGCACUGAGAUCCUAACCCAAGCACUUGGACCAAACUUCCUACUACGCUGUGAUACAUUUCAGUAUACUUGUCACACUUGGAUUAGAACACUACUAAGACUACCGUGUUUGUACUAGACCAUGUUCCCAUCAUGUAACAUUGGCUUCAAUUGGCAAACUGGAGGAGGGAUAUAUGUUGUUCUCGUCUUUACACAUUCUUAUAUAGGUGAGCGCGAAAAUCCGAGAGCAUCUUACAUUGUCUUGUCUAGUUGCCAGACCUAUUUUCUUUAUACUAAAAUGGUUCUUGAGUCUGGGUUGUUGAAUGGUAGCUCAUCACAGACAGUGAAAACUGGUGUGCAAAUGAGUACAUGUUUCCCCGGCUGAGGUGAUCCUGCCCCACCUAUACCCAGAUCAUGAAUAUGUAUGAAUUAAUCAGAUCUGACCAGUUGCUAAUACUUGGUGGUAUUUACACGGAUAUUGUGAUGUGUCAUAUCUGGCAGAUGCUGCAGGGCAAAUUGACUGUUUCCAUUGUAAAUGUAAACAUUCAGUCAUCUUACAUGUUUAAGUGAUUAACAUUAUAAUGUCAAAGGCAGUGUUUGUAUUUCCCAGUGAAAGUAAGUAUUAAGCAAUUUGUGGUAAAGGGUGACAUCGUCCAUGUUCAUGGACCAUAGUAUGACUUUCUCGUGUUGUGAUGCUUGAUAGAUUGGGCCCUGGAACUGAAUUCUUUGGAAGAAGUUAAGCCACUGUAAAGUUUAUAUGCAUCUCAUUGGAGAUUAAUAUUAAUGAUUUCCCUCUACCAGAUUAUUUUUUUGUUUUUAUAAUUGCGCUUUGUCACAUUCAAUCAUUGAAAUGUUAAGUAAGCAUAACGUGUUUUUUUUCCGAGAGUACAAUUCAGUUUGUUAGAAAGUUCUCUAUGUAAUAAUUUUUCUGCAUCCCAUCAGAUGGGACAUUGUUUGUGCAAGACUUUCGUAAUAUUUGAGAUUUGGAUAUAAAGCAAAAAGCACUGACCAAUCAAGCUCAAGGGGAGCUCUAAAUUGUAAUCAAGACAAUUACCAUUGUGUUUACAUGACAAAGAUCUUUAUGUUUAAUGAGUAUGAAGCAUCUUUCCUGUUAGAGUGUACUGUGUACACAACUUGAUUCAUUAAUUGUAAACUUCGCACGACAAAAGAAAAUCAAGUGUGCACAACUUUAUAUUGAUUAAAAUCAUGUAUGUUAAAUAUCUCCUCCUGUAAGAAGCUUUUCUCUGGUGUUCUGUAUUAGUGUCACCAUUUUGUUUGUAGGGUAUCAAUUCCUGUUCUUGUGAAUUUGAGGAUAGUGUGUUGUAUUAAGCUUUAUGCACAUGUUAUUGCCGAGACACUAGUCACACUUUCGAUGGUUCAUUUUGGACGUUUCUUUUGAAUUGAAAUUUCUAAAUAUUUUGUCUUUGUAUUCCCUUGCUGAAUUAUUUGGUGGCUUUGCCUAAACAUUUCCUAGUUAUGUAAAAUCAUUCUGUAUAUAAAGCGUGGCAACAGCAACUGUCUACUUGAUAAUGGAUCGAUUAACGGUAGACAUUUGCUGUUAAAUUUUGUAUAAAUAACAAUGUAAAAAAAUAUAAUGGUCUAAACCCUUUUCAUCCUACCGUCUGAAAGGAUCUUAACAAGUCUCAUGGUAAGCUUGUAGAAGUAUUCUAUCGAGCAACUUGAUUUAUUUGGAGCAAUUUUUUUCUAUUUCACCAUUUCAUCAUGCACUUAUGUUCUCUUCAAGCAGUAAGAUAUUUUUUUGUGUGUUUCAAACUAUUAAUGGUACUGUGUUUAUAUUUACUACUAAUAAAAGAUACCGUUUAGUAUUAAUGAG
Patiria miniata (bat star) is the source of this 6317-nucleotide messenger RNA. RefSeq names its product inner nuclear membrane protein Man1-like (gene lemd3). Gene Ontology annotation, cellular component: nuclear inner membrane. Gene Ontology annotation, biological process: nuclear envelope organization; negative regulation of BMP signaling pathway. Gene Ontology annotation, molecular function: chromatin DNA binding. NCBI's taxonomy places the organism in Eukaryota, Metazoa, Echinodermata, Asteroidea, Valvatida, Asterinidae. The transcript is spliced from 14 exons. Bases 43 to 2694 code for a protein of 883 amino acids. The record is from RefSeq and is a predicted model, not a curated record.